Prorocentrum cordatum is the source of this 621-nucleotide messenger RNA. Lineage: Eukaryota; Dinophyceae; Prorocentrales; Prorocentraceae. The record is from the annotation of a GenBank genome assembly.
AUGCUGGACAUCGGUCGAUGGUCUCGCGCCAGUCCCUCGAAGCGUCGAUCAAGAACUGCGGUUGGACAAAACAAUGGAUUGCAGCACUGCGGUUGCUCCGCGAAGAAAUUCGAUUGGGUGUGCAACUCGUCCCCAGCCACUACAUUGCAACUGCCACCGCAUGCAGGAAAGGCGGGCAAUGGCAACACGCGUUGUCAGUGCUCAGUGAGAUGUGGGAGACGAAGUUGGAACCCGACCCCUAUCAGCUAUAACGCUGGGAUCAGCGCGUGCGAGAAGGGCGAGCAGUGGCAGCGGGCCCUGGCGCUGCUGAGCGAGAUGUGGGAAGCGAAGCUGGAGCCCGACGUCAUCUUCAGCUACAGCGCUGGGAUCAGCGCGUGCGCGAAGGGUGAGCAGUGGCAUCGGGCGCUGGCGCUGCUGAGCGAGAAGUGGGAGGCGAAGCUGGAGCUCGACGUCAGCUACAGCGCUGGGAUCAGCGCGUGCGAGAAGGGCGAGCAGUGGCAGUGGGCACUCGCGUUGUUGAGCGAGAUGUGGGUGGCGAAGUUGGAGCCCGACUCAGCUACAGCGCUGGGAUCAGCGCGUGCGACAAGGGCGAACGGUGGCAGUGGGCGCUCGCGCUGCUGA